GUUCCUUCAUGCACUUCAGAAGUCGAGUGCAAGUUGGCGGCUGGAGCUGAUGAGCAAUUGUGCUCGCAUUUUGGGUGGCUUCUGCUCCAGAGUGAUCGGAAACCUUCGCAGAUCUCCGAGGGACCAGGACGGAUCGGUUUUCAGCCAAACAAGCAUCAUCAGGAGGUUUCCAACAUGUGAACGUUUGGCCGUCCUGUGCAGCCCUAAAAAACGGCUCAGAAGCUCUAUCGUUCAGUCACAGAACUAGCAGUAGUAUUUGGCCCUCAGAUGGCACCCAGAGCUGCAGCUCUGUUGACCUGUGUCCAUGUAGAAUGCUUGUUGAAUAUGGGAGGGAAAAGAAAAAAACAACAGAAAAGUAAAUCACUGUGAAAUUAUAACGUUAAGUGCUAGAGAUCCCAGUGUUUUGAACAUUUUUCCUCAAUAACACUGAGUCAUAACCACAUAUGAGUGGUUUCGGGAGAAAGAGCUUAUUUGCAAAAUACUUCUGCAGGUUUAUGGACUUCCCUUGUGACACUGCCUUUAAAUUUGGAGCCUUGACUAAGCAUUCCACUGACCUCAUCGAAAUAUGCCUAAUAUGAAAAAACACUUUAUAUAACAAGUCAGUGUGGUGCAGACAGAUGGCGGAGCGCUUGUUUCGUGCAUGGCCGCUUUUAGUUACUCUCGCUUAUCAAGAGUGGGGGAUAAUGCUUACCUUAGGACACUAUUUAAAAGGACGAUUACAUCUGAACCACAUGUUGCAUUUGCUUUUAAUAUCCCUGCCUUGAAUAGAUCUGUGUGGGGAGAAAAGCAGAAACGCUGUGUUUGGCUAGCAGUAAUAUGCGAGUGGCACGUACAGUAUAAUGCUAUUACAGGUUUUGGACAGCUCUCCUAAUGCGUCUCCCGUUCUCUUUGCUUUCUCAGGACAGAGGGAUCCAUUUCCAUGUGGCAUACGUGCGACUCUAGCUACAUUUUCAUCACAGAGUGUCUUUCAGAAACAUCAGCCUGGUGCUCUGAUAAUGUGCGAGGAGGAUUACCAGCAACGCUUCAUCACAAACAGACACGUUUCUGAGCGGCUCGAGCUCCUGUACACGAGGUGGCACUACACGUUUCUGUGAGCGUCAGUCAAACAGCCGGGCUGACCGAGAAAGACGAGCGCUUCUGUCAUGGAACAGCGGCCGUGAGAAACAAGAUCUCAGAGGUUGAGCUCCACAGAGGGUCAUGAACCGGCCAAAGCCGACCAGCAUUAGGCGCCCUAGUGGCGCCAAACCAUCGGGUCACCCACCACCAGGAGACUUCAUUGCUUUGGGGGCCAAAAGCCAAGCCAGUGAAGCGAAAGCAAGUCCAGCACUACUGAAACCGGCUUCUGCGGGUUUGCCAGCAGACCGUAAGAGAGAGGCCUCCUCAGCUUUGCCAUCCUCUUCAGGCCUGUCCAGCCUGGCUAAGCGGCCCAAACACUCUUCCACCCCACCCAGCGCACUUUCUCGCCUGGCUGAAGUAGCAGCUGUUGACAAAAGGGCAAUAUCACCCUCUAUCAAAGAGCCGUCUGUUGUGCCCAUUGAGGUACCUCCAGCUGUGCUCCUGGAUGAGAUUGAAGCGGCAGAGGCUGAUGGCAAUGAUGAGCGCAUUGAGGGAGUGCUUUGUGGAGCUGUCAAGCAGCUGAAGAUUAACCGGGCCAAGCCUGACAUCACCCUUUACCUCAGCCUCAUGUUCCUGGCCAAAAUUAAGCCCAACGUGUUUGCCACAGAAGGAGUGAUAGAGGCCUUGUGCAGCCUUCUUCGUCGUGAUGCCUCCAUUAACUUCAAGGCCAAGGGGAACAGCCUGGUCUCUGUUCUGGCUUGCAACUUACUAAUGGCAGCCUAUGAAGAGGACGAAAAUUGGCCUGAGAUCUUCGUAAAAGUAUACAUCGAGGACUCUCUUGGGGAACGAAUCUGGGUAGAUAGCUCCCACUGUAAAACAUUUGUAGACAACAUUCAGACUGCUUUUACCACCAAGAUGCCCCCGAAGAGCAUGCUGCUUCAGACUGAAACAGGCCGCUCUGGAGGAGAUCUCAGCGCAGGUAACAGCCCUCAUCCCUCAACUCCUGAUGAAGAUGACAAUCAGGCUGAGCUCCUGAUUGCAGAGGAGAAGCUAAGUCCAGAAGAGGAAGGACAAGUCAUGCCCAGGUAUGAAGAGCUGGCAGAGAGUGUGGAGGACUACGUGCUGGACGUGUUGAGGGACCAGCUGAACCGCAGGCAGCCAAUGGACAAUGUGUCCAGGAACCUGCUGCGUCUGCUUACAGCCACCUGCGGCUACAAGGAAGUGCGACUGAUGGCUGUGCAGAGGCUGGAGAUGUGGCUGCAGAAUCCAAAGCUGACAAGACCAGCGCAGGACCUCCUCAUGUCUCUGUGUAUGAACUGCAGAACUCACGGGUCUGACGACAUGGAGGUGAUCUCGAAUCUCAUCAAGAUCCGUCUCAAGCCUAAAGUGCUCCUAAACCACUACAUGCUGUGUGUCAGGGAGCUCCUGAAUGCACACAGAGACAACCUGGGCACAAUGGUUAAACUUGUGAUCUUUAAUGAGCUGUCCAAUGCCAGAAAUCCUAACAACAUGCAAGUGCUUCAUACAGUGUUGCAGCACAGUCCAGAGCAAGCCCCAAAGUUCCUGGCCAUGGUCUUCCAAGACCUGCUGACCAACAAGGACGAUUACCUGCGAGCAUCACGCGCCCUGCUGAGAGAGAUCAUCAAACAGACCAAGCACGAGAUCAAUUUCCAGUCCUUCUGUCUGGGCCUCAUGCAGGAGAGGAAGGAGCCCAUGUAUGCAGACAUGGAGUUUAAAGAAAGAUUUGUUAUCCAGGUGACUGAUCUGUUGACUGUUUCCAUGAUGCUGGGCAUCACAGCACAGGUCAAAGAAGCUGGCAUUGCAUGGGACAAGGGAGAGAAGAAGAAUCUGGAGGUACUCAGAGCCUUUCAGAACCAGAUUGCUGCCAUUCAGAGAGAUGCCGUGUGGUGGCUACACACUGUGGUUCCUACCAUCAGCAAAUUAGGGCCUAAAGACUACGUCCAUUGCCUCCACAAAGUGCUGUUCACAGAGCAGCCUGAGACAUAUUACAAGUGGGAUAACUGGCCUCCUGAAAGUGACAGAAAUUUCUUCCUGCGGCUGUGCUCAGAGGUCCCUUUGCUGGAGGACACGCUGAUGCGCAUUUUGGUGAUCGGCCUGUCUCGAGACCUGCCCCUGGGCCCAGCUGAUGCCAUGGAGUUGGCUGAUCACUUAGUGAAGAGAGCUGCAGGGGUCCAGUCAGAUGAUCUGGAUGUACUACGUGUGGAGAGGAUUCAGCUUAUAGAUGCCGUGCUGAACUUGUGUACAUACCAUCACCCAGAAAACAUCCAGCUGCCUGCAGGGUAUCAACCCCCAAAUCUGGCCAUAUCUACACUUUACUGGAAAGCCUGGCUCCUGUUGCUUGUGGUCGCAGCCUUUAACCCACAGAAAAUUGGUCUGGCAGCAUGGGACGGUUACCCCACUCUGAAAAUGCUCAUGGAGAUGGUCAUGACCAACAACUAUUCCUACCCACCAUGCACGGUGGCUGAUGAGGAGACGAAGACAGAGAUGAUUAGCCGUGAGCUACAGAUCUCCCAGAAGGAGCGACAGGAGAUCCUGGCCUUCGAGAGUCACCUGGCAGCUGCCUCCACCAAGCAGACCAUAACAGAGAGCAACAGCCUGCUGCUGUCUCAGCUCACCAGCCUGGAGCCAAAAGGCCCUCCACGCAGACCCCCGCCACACAUCCAGGAGCAGGUCAAGAGUCUAAAUCAGUCCCUCCGCCUGGGCCACCUGCUGUGCCGCAGCCGCAACCCAGAUUUCCUGCUCAACAUCAUUCAGAGACAGGCAUCUUCUCAGUCUAUGCCAUGGCUGGCUGACCUGGUGCAGUCCAGUGAGGGGUCCUUAGAUGUCCUGCCUGUUCAGUGCCUGUGUGAAUUCCUGCUCCAUGAUGCAGCUGAUGACACACCAUCUGCUGAUGAUGAAGACGAAGGAGAGAGCAAAGAGCAGAGAGCAAAGAAAAGACAGAGGCAGCAGAAGCAGAGGCAGCUCCUGGGUCGGCUGCAGGACCUGUUGUUGGGGCCUAAGGCAGAUGAGCAGACCACUCACGAAGUGCUAGAUUACUUUCUGCGCAGACUAAGCUCCUCUCAGGUGGCAUCCAGAGUGCUCGCCACGAAGGGCCUAUCCCUGGUGCUGUCAGAAGGGGGGCUGAAGGAUGGAGAGGAGAGGGACCAGCCGAUGGAGGAGGACUCCAGGGAUGCUGAGCUGCUGCCGGCAUACCAGUGGCUUCUUCAGGACCUGCCCAAACUGCCACUAUUUGACAGUGUGAGGAGCAUGACAGCCAGCGCCCUCCAGCAGGCCAUUCACAUGGAGACAGAUCCUCAGACCAUCAGUGCUUAUCUGAUCUACCUCUCCCAGCAUGCACCAGUGGAGGAGCAGGGCCUGCAUAAUGACCUGGCGCUGGAUGUUGCCCGGCUGAUUGUGGAGCGCUCUACCAUCAUGAACAGUCUGUUCUCAAGGCACUCAUGUAGGCCAGAGUCAGAUGCUGUGCUCACUGCCCUCAUCUCCAUCUUCUCCACCUACAUCCGCCGCAUGAGGAAGACAAAGGAGGGGGAAGACCUCUACAGUUGGUCGGAGUCUCAAGACCAGGUGUUUCUGCGUUGGACCACAGGUGAAACUGCCACCAUGCAUAUCCUGGUUGUCCAUGCUAUGGUCAUUCUGCUCACUCUGGGACCACCUAAGGGGGAAAGUGACUUCUGCGUUCUGCUAGACAUUUGGUUUCCCGAUAAAAAGCCACUUCCUACUGCUUUCCUGGUGGACACCUCUGAGGAGGCACUUCUGUUGCCUGACUGGCUGAAGUUGAGAAUGAUCCGCUCAGAAGUCUCCCGAUUGGUUGAUGCAGCACUCCAAGAUUUAGAGCCCCAGCAGCUGCUGCUCUUUGUGCAGUCCUUCGGCAUCCCUGUGUCCAGCAUGAGCAAGCUUCUGCAGUACUUGGAUCAGGCCGUCUCCCAUGACCCACAGACGCUGGAGCAGAACAUCAUGGACAAAAACUACAUGGCGCAUCUGGUGGAGGUGCAGCAUGAGAGAGGUGCCACCGGAGGGCACACUUUCCACAGCUUACUCAGUGCUUCACUUCCUCCCCGCAGAGACAGCGCAGAGGUGAGCCGGGCUAAGGUCACAGUAGAGACGCCCCACGGCUCGGUGAAGAUGAGAACCUUGGGUCAAGUGCCUGUCAUCGGCCCUGAAGACGAUCUCACUGGUGUUCUGCUACAGCUGUUCCCUCUGAAGGUGGACCCACGCUGGCCCGCGCCCCCUGCCCGCCCAGUAGCUCUGGCCCUGCAGCAGGCACUGGCUCAGGAGGUGCUGCGUGCACGGCAGGGCCUCAGCCAGCAAAGUGGCACUGCUGCACGUCUCUUGCAAGCCCUGGCAGCCCUCCUCAGCUCCGCCCACGCUGGAGCUCUGGUUAUGGCCAUGCAUCACAGCCACGCCCUCUCAUGUCCUUUGCUGCGCCAGCUGCACCUCUAUCAGCGGUUGGCGUCUCAAGACGUGGUGUUCGCCUCACUCUUCUUUAAAGUGGUCAUGCAGAUGUUGACAUGGUUGGAGAGCUCGGCGGUGGAGGCAGGCCCCCUCAACACCCUGCUGAAAUCUCUGGCCGCCCAGUACUCUCACAAGCACCGUGUCACUGAUGUACGUACAGGCUUCCUGCACCUGGCAGAGGCUCUGGCAUACAGGCGGGAUUCGGAGGUGGCAGUGAGAGGCAUUAUCGCCUCCCUUAGGGCUGGAGACAGAUGCAAUGCCGAACCUGACCUCAUCAGAAAAGUCCUACAGGGACUAAUGGAGAUGAAGUCCCCAUAUCUGGAGGAACUGCUAUCCCUGCUUAUGACCGUCGGUACAGAGACGGGAGCGCCCGGCAACACGACCAACCUUGUUGCCAUGGUGAUCUCUUUGCUGCUGCAGGAGACAGAGGAGAGAGGGGUGAAGAUGGAGACAGACUCUAAAGUCUUGGAAGGGAAAAGGACCAGUUCCAGCUCAGGGCUGUUGGUUGACUGGCUGGAGCUACUUGACCCUGAGGUGACCUCUGUCUGCUCAGACCUCCAGCAGAAGCUGCUCUUCUCCUUAAACAAGGGUAAAAGUGGAGGAGUGUGUUCAGCACCCUCCUACAGGCCCUACCUGCUGGCCCUGCUCACUCACCAGUCUAAUUGGAGCACUUUGCACCAGUGCAUCAGCACGCUGCUCAACAGACCAAGAGAGCACAGGGUGGACCCCUCCUCAGCUCUGGACUUCCUGUGGGCCUGCAGUCACAUCCCUCGCAUCUGGCAGGGCAGAGACCAGAAAACUCCACAGAAGCGUACCGAGAAGUUUGUGUUGAAGCUGACCUCUGAUGAGCUAAUCAGUUUGGUGGACCUGAUUCUGUGUGAAUCGGAGCUGAGCUGGCGGGACACAGGCCAGGCUAAAGACGCACUGGAUCAGGCCUCCUGUUCCCUCAUCCAGUCCCGCUUACCCCUGCUCCACAGCUGCUGCCACGGCGACCUGCAGAGCAUCCGCAACGUCUCCGAAUACCUUAUCAACUGCAUCAAGAAGUGGGGAGACAGUGUGAUGAGCAGGAGGUGUGAGAACCUGCUGCUGCAGAUCUACCUGCACUUCCCUGAGGUCAUCCAGCAUGUGCGUUUGCCUGAUGCUACGCUGAGCGGCGAGGCUGCUGCUGACGGAAGCACCUGCAAGCUGGACGUUCUAGUGCAUCGUCUCAUCACCCUUCUGGCUGAUACGGGAGAUUCCAAAUCAGCUGAAAGCCGUGUCUCUGAUGCUAACCUUGCCUGCAGGAAGCUCGCUGUGUCCCACCCCGUGCUUUUGCUCAGGCACCUGCCUAUGAUCGCUGCCCUAUUGCAUGGCCGGAUCCACCUGAACCUUCAGGAGUUCAGGCAGCAGCACCACCUGACCUUCUUCAGCGAUGUGCUGGCCAUCCUAGAGCUGCUGCAGCCACUAGUCUUCCAUUCAGACCACCAGAGGGCGCUGCAGGACUGCCUGCUUUCCUUCAUUAAAGUGCUGCAGAACUUCAGGAGAUUGUCCCGUAUGCCAAUCAUUACAAAAUUUGUGCAGUUCAUUCAGAAAUACAUAACCCACGACGCAGCAGCUGCUGUGCCUUAUCUUCAGAAGCACUCUGGUGUCCUACAGGGACUCUCCUCAGAGAAUCCAGAUUUGGUGCAGCUGAAGUCUCUGCUGGCUGGUCUUACUCUGCCUGUGAAGACGGGAUCCUCAGAGAUCACUGCAGACGAGAGAGAUGCUGAAGAAUCAUCCUCUGGUUCCCUGCCCCUGGUCAGUAUUUCAGCCUCAACCCCUCUCACCUCAGCAGACAUGACCAAAUACCUGAAGAAGAUCUCUAGAGGGGAAGCCACUGAAGAUGUGCUGGAGGUCUUAACUGAGGUGGAUGAGAAAUCCAAGAGGAAUCCUGAAAUAAUCCAGUAUUUUGUGAAUGACCUGCAGAGACUUAUGAGCUCACCAGAGGAACUGUGUCGCAACAUGGCCUUCAGUCUAGCACUGCGCUGCAUUCAAAACACUCCCAGUCUAGCCGCAGACUUCCUGCCUACCUUCAUGUACUGUAUGGGCAGUGGGAACUUUGACGUUGUGCAAACAGCCUUGAGGAACCUUCCAGAAUAUGUGUUGCUCUGCCAAGAGCACGCUGACAUUCUGCUCCAUAAGGCCUUCAUAGUGGGAAUUUAUGGCCAGAUUGAUACCAGCUCUAUGAUAUCAGAGUCCAUGAAGGUCCUGCACAUGGAGGCCACAACUUAGACCAUCCGUUCCUGCUCCGUUUUUGUUACUGAAAGCAUUUUGUUCAGUUUUUCCUUUUUUUCAGUGUAACGUCACUUAAUGAGUUUUGAUUUUAGAUGUAUUGUGACCUGUUGAAAAGACUGAUGAAAGGACAAAGCAGAUAAACCUAUAUGAAUGAUUUUGGUGGGGGUUUUUGAGACAUUGACAUUGAUCACUAACUUUCUUUUCUAGAGUGCUUUGCAUAAUAAACAAAAGGUGUCUGAAUAUGUA
This is a messenger RNA of Pygocentrus nattereri (red-bellied piranha), 8025 nucleotides long. RefSeq names its product integrator complex subunit 1 (gene ints1). The record is from RefSeq and is a predicted model, not a curated record. The coding region runs from base 1198 to 7776 and encodes 2192 amino acids. Gene Ontology annotation, cellular component: integrator complex. Gene Ontology annotation, biological process: U2 snRNA 3'-end processing. The transcript is spliced from 49 exons. Lineage: Eukaryota; Metazoa; Chordata; Actinopteri; Characiformes; Serrasalmidae.